GGCCUGCAAACGACGUCGCUCCAAUUAUUCGUUGACAACAGAACAAUUCGAGAGCCCCUUCGUCAACAACAACGAAGCAGGUGUCGGUAUAAUUUCACAAGCUUCUCCAAGAUCAACCAAGAUUUGAAUCCCUUUCGAUUUAGUUGGAUUGGGUAUUGAGUGAGUGAGGAUGGUGUUGGUUUUGGCCUUGGGGGAUUUGCACAUACCCCACAGGGCACCUGAUCUGCCUGCAAAGUUCAAGUCCAUGCUUGUUCCUGGCAAGAUCCAGCAUAUCAUUUGCACUGGCAAUCUAUGUAUCAAAGAAGUUCAUGACUACUUGAAGACUCUCUGUCCGGACUUGCAUAUUGCUCGAGGUGAGUAUGAUGAAGAGACACGAUAUCCAGAGACCAAAACACUGACUAUUGGUCAAUUUAAGUUGGGACUAUGCCAUGGCCAUCAGGUUGUUCCUUGGGGGGACCUAGACUCUCUAGCCAUGCUUCAAAGGCAGCUAGAUGUUGAUAUCCUUGUCACAGGUCACACCCAUCAGUUCACAGCCUACAAGCAUGAAGGUGGUGUUGUUAUAAACCCUGGGUCUGCCAGUGGAGCCUAUAGCAGCAUCACCUAUGAUGUCAAUCCAAGCUUUGUCCUCAUGGACAUUGAUGGCCUCCGUGUGGUUGUCUAUGUGUAUGAACUCAUCGAUGGGGAGGUUAAGGUUGACAAGAUUGAUUUUAAGAAGACAACUGCCGCUCAUUGAAUACAUAUUUUAUCUGUUUGGAUUUGCUAUAGACUGUAGGAGUCCCCAGUUUUUUCUGUUAGUGACGUAUGCAAUCCCGUUAUCUAUAUGUUUGUGGGAAAUUUUCUGGCUUAUAGAGAUCGACUUGGGUUCAGAAAAUUGUCUGGCAAUUUUCUGGCUUUCUGUGGAUUUGAUUGACGACUUGUGAUGAUGGUCAGACUCAUUAAAUUUGUUAAUGACUAUUAGCUGUUUGUA
Argentina anserina (silverweed cinquefoil) is the source of this 967-nucleotide messenger RNA. Its product is annotated as vacuolar protein sorting-associated protein 29. NCBI's taxonomy places the organism in Eukaryota, Viridiplantae, Streptophyta, Magnoliopsida, Rosales, Rosaceae. The record is from RefSeq and is a predicted model, not a curated record. Gene Ontology annotation, cellular component: retromer complex; endosome. Bases 170 to 733 code for a protein of 187 amino acids. Gene Ontology annotation, biological process: intracellular protein transport; retrograde transport, endosome to Golgi. The transcript has 4 exons.